This is a messenger RNA of Pocillopora meandrina, 9918 nucleotides long. The record is from the annotation of a GenBank genome assembly. NCBI's taxonomy places the organism in Eukaryota, Metazoa, Cnidaria, Anthozoa, Scleractinia, Pocilloporidae.
AUGGAGCAAUGCAGCCUAAUGAAACCUAAGUGUUUGCUUUUCCUGUUCCUUCUGGGUUUCGGCAGACUUAGUCCCACAGUGUCUUCUAUUGAUGAGUCAAACGUGGCGAGUUAUGAAGUGGAGAGGAGGUCCAAUGCCGGUGACUUGUUUUAUGUAAACACGAUAAAUGUCAGUCAGAGUCGAUUAAGCGGCUGGUGCAGUAAGUUUGGACCCGCAUAUUCGGCGGGGGGGACAAAUUGCGGCUGUACUUGUGACUCUGAUGUUUCGUCUUUCCUCCCGUCGUUGAGGAGGUGUCUAAAAGGAAAUCAACUUCUAGAAAACCUUAAAGGUGAUUACAGCAUUUUCACAAAUCCCAUAAUAGUAUCAAGCAUUUCGUCUACGGGUCUUUUUGAGGGAAGGGGGAGGGGAGGGCGUGGAAAGGGAGGUGAAGGUCCAAGUAAUUGUGAAGAAUAGCAUUCAGAAAAAACACAGGAGUGUGACGUUCUUUAUCAAAAUCCUAGUGAAAUCACUGGCCUUAUGCUUCCAGUAUUGCAUUGUAAUUUAGCAUACAUUUACAAAUCCUCUGCUUGGUGGUGAAGUUACUUGGGUUUAACCCAGUGGGAUCAGGAUGAAAAUGUUUGUAGUAACAGAAUGGCAGGAUGGAAUGAAAAUAGUGGUGGGAUGGGGGAUUGAAAAGUCUAUUUUGGACCCUCUUUUUGAUGAAGUACCACAUGCAUUCUGCAUGUUGGUAUAUAUACUCAGUGUACUGUUGCAUAGUACAAAUCUGACUUUGAUCGAUUUUGAUGUUUAUAAAUCCUUUCUUUAAACAGGUUGUCCAAAAGGUACAUACCAAAAUUUGUUUGGUACUGCUAAUGAUCCUGUCUUUAAGUUUGCUGUUAACCUUACCAGGAGAAUAAUAAAGAAAACAUCAGCUAAGGGAAAUCAGCUCAAUUGUAGCCUCUAUGGAUAUUUUUUUGAUUAUGGUGGUUUUCAUGCUAGUUGGAAACAUGUUCUUGAAGGAAUCUUUAAGGUUAUUAAAAAGGGAGGUGCAUUUAACAUAAAGGUGAGACAAUUGAUUAUUCUGUUUACAAAUUAAUAUCUAAUAGUUCUACCUUGAAAAUUUUUUGUUGAGAUUGGGCUUAUAUCAUAGAGUUUACUCAAGUUCACUUUCCACCUAUGCAUGGGUGUAAGAACUCAGAGUGAAAGCAUCAUCAAAAGCAAACUUCCUGAAGCACUGGAAGAGAUGAGCCAUCAAAUUGUAAUUGGUUUUGGUUUUGUAUUUGAUUGAGAUUUCAGGCAUGAGAUUUCUUUACUAAUCUGAUUGCAGAAAAAUAUUAAUAGCUAUAAAAAAGAGUGGGAAUGACUUUUAACUGUGCCUUCAUUUUACAUUGUGAACACCUAAAGAUACAAACAGAUUUGCUUUCCGCAUAUACGACAUUUUGCAGAGAUAUCAUUAAAUAAAUAUUAUUUUAGAAUUGUCUCAGAUAUGAAAAUCACAACCAGUUCUUCUGUGGUCCUGCUAUUUGCAAUUUUGUGGACAUAGAAUUAAAAAGCCCUUCUCUCUGAUUUUUCAAGCAAGUAAUAAAGAAAAGUGUAACAAGUAUUCAUUAAGUUGGUUUUUCUCUUUUCUUUAUAUAGAAUGCAAUCUUAUAAUUUACAAAUUAUAAUUUUUUGCUAGAGUAUUUUUUUUAUUAUGUUAUAUGAUGUUUAAAAUUAAAAGGAAUUAUAUAUUAACUGCUUUGAUUUACUUUAAUUUUUUUUGCAAUUGAUUACACUAUAGUCUAUUGACUUAAUCUUUGUUUUAAUUAUCCAUUAAUUCUGCAUUGAUGAACUAAUUCUUUGUCAUAUUUUAUGAAUACUGGUAGCUGUAUACUGAAGAAAAAAGUAAAUAAAAAAAAUUGCUGGCAAUGUGUAUGUGCUUUUUGUAAGUUAACAGAGUCUUAUUUAAUCAAUAGCCAUUAGCAGUCAUCGUACACAUUUUGAUGUUCUCUUUUAGAUGAAAGACAAGUCUAACAAAUUGUCUGGGAGAGUCAUCAAACUUAAUCUCAUGUGCACAAAUAAAACACAAAAAGGUCAGCCAGUAUUACAAGCUUGUUAUCUUUUCAAGGCAGUGGGACAUGUAACAUGUAAGUAAAAUCUCAUUAUGAUGAUUAAGUUAAACUUUGCAGAAUUCCUAUUUUCCAAGAAAAACUCAGUGAUUAACUUUUAUGUUUGUCGAAGCUGGUUCACACAAUGACAAGUUAAAACAUACUAGAUAAAUCUAGUGAGAAAUCUCAUGAGCAUGAAAACCAGUAAAUUCAAGGCUUAGGCCUGUCUGGCCAGGGGUAUUGGGUAUUGACUGUCAUAUUUGAGUCUUUUUGAGUCAUAUAUGUAUGUAUUAUUUUAACAUAGCAAUACAGAGUAAUAUACUAAUAUACGUUAACUUUUGGUCAACAACUUUAUGAGGUAACUGUUAAUAGUAUGUGUUGAAAUUGUUGCAAUUUUGAAGGUACAAUUUGCUAUUGCAUGGGGAAAAAUUGGGUAACUUUGUAUAAGAUUAAAAUUCCCCUAGAGUGCAAAAAACCUUUGAAGGCUAAGCAAUAAUUGUACCAUAUACUGUGAUUUACUUACGGCAGCUAACCAGUAUGCUUUUUAUAGCAAUGUAUUAUAAACAGAGCUCUCAAGUUGAUUUGCUAGCAGAGAUUGAGACACCACUGGCAUCACAUAUCAGGAGGGAGGGAUGGGGGCAUGCUCCUUAGAAAAUUGUGAAAAAGUGAAACUGCUAAUAAAAUGUGCUUUCUUUUAUUCGAAAUGAGAGUUUCCACUGCAGCAAGUGUUAGUAGCAAGUUAAAAGGGAGCGAAGAGUAAAUCAUAUAUUCAGUUUUACAGGAAGAUUCCACUUGAUAGGAGCAGCAGCAUAUUACCUCAAAAUCAAUGGUUUAAAUCAGAAAUCAGUAUCUUAUCUAGGGUACCCAGCUAAGGGGGCAUUAUGUGUCCUAGUCAACAAAUUUCAGAGAGACAUAAUCUACCCCCUGUAUAGCAUUUGUUCAAACUAGUGCCUGGAACUUCGGAGAAUUGAGCCUUUUAUGUAUGUCAUAUACCCUGGAUUUUGGUUCUUGUUUUUAACUUGUAAUUCUUCUGAAAUUUAAACCAAAAUAUUGUUUUAAGAAGAUUUUAUUCAAGGCGAGAUUACAUUUCCUUGUUUCGUUUUCUUUUGAAACACAAUUUGAAGUGCACCUAAAUGACUCAGAAAAGUUAUUUGAAGAAGAUAUAUUUGCUCAAACCAUGGAAAUCCUGCAAUGGUGUGCUCUAGAUCAGACAGUGAGAAACUUGACUCACUGCUUGAUGAAGACUAUCAGUUGCGAUAGUGGUUGAAAUAAAACAAUGUACAGUUAAUAGUACUACACAUGUAUGCAUACUAGACAAGCUGUAAAAUGUUCAAUAGGAAAAAAAACAGAUCUGCCAUAACUGUACCUGUCCUGCUACAUGUAAGAGUGUGAUUCAGAUCCCUCAAUUUGCUUUUUGCAGAUUAUGCCCCAGCAAGGACAAGUACUGUACAUACUUUUCGGACAUCUGUGGGUUAUCACACAUCAUCAUCAUUUACACAUCCAUCUUCACCAUCACCACAAUUACCACAAUCAACACAAAUAACUUCAAUGUCAUCAUUGUCACAUUCAGCAUCUCUACCAUCACCAUCUCCUUCCUUAGAUGUCAUGACAAGGAUUCCAACAACACUCACUGAAAAAUUUUCACACAUGGGAACCAGAUCUCUUGAAACAAGGCCGGCCUUACGUACAUCCAGAUCAAUUCUGCCAUUAACAUUAAAUACAGAAGUUGAAAGCCUCUUGUCAGUCAGUUCAGAGGACGUUAGUAAUCAAGUAAUAUACACAGGAAUUCAUACAUCAUCGGUUACCACAGGAGAGCCAAAUUAUAGUGAACCAUCAGAGGUGGGUUUUCUUACUGGGAAAAGUUGUUGUUUCUAUCAGUGUAAAUGUGAAUAGGAUCCAGUGAUACCACUACACCUAAAAGCCCAUGGCUGUGACAAAAAUGAAUUUGAAUAGCGACUUUGGGAGCCUAGAGAUUAUGAUAGUGCCAGGAAGUUAGCAAUUAAGUGAAUUCAUUGGCCUUAAGGUUGACCCACUGGAUGCCACAGUACUUUCAAAAUAUGAUUUGUUUUCUGAAAUCCAAAAUGAUUUACUGUAUGACAAGGGAUUGUAGAGUACAAUUGAAGGUAUGGUAAGAUUGUACCUUGCAAAGAUCUUUAAAUUACAGGGUAUAAUUUAUUUGAUAAUUAUUUAACCUUUUUUAUCCAUGUCCUCUAAUAGCUACUGACCACUGAGGCAAGUCUUCCUACUGUGGAUGGUCCAGGAGACAAAGAGGCCAGAAAAAGUGGAAAAGACAAAGGAGUAGCAAUUGGUGGAGGAGUUGGUGGUGCUGUUGCUUUUGGGAUUAUUGUCAUAGGGUUGAUCACUGUAUUUUGUAGGAGAAGAAAGUUACGGUAAGUCACUUAAACAUAAACUGAGAGAAUUUUACAGCUGAAGCUAAAUGCCUUGUCCAAAGUAGGAGUAUGUAACUAAUCAAAUGAAUAAGAUCAAUUUUUAGUAAGUAAGAUGUUGGAAAAAGAGGAGUCCAAUUACUGCUAUAUUAUUAAAUGGGUGACUAAGAAAGUUGUGGGAUUACUAAGUUGGAGUCUAUUCUGUUAAUUGUAAGAAUGAUAAUAGCUGGAAUUAAUUUAUUGGACAACACAAACUCCCAUUAUGAGAGAAGAGCUGACAGACCUAUAUGCACAAAUGUACAAAUAUUGCAUAGUAACUAGUUUUAUAUCAUGACAGAUACUGUCCUUUUACAAUGUGUCUACUUACAAGAAUGGCGUGUAAACUUUCCUGUUAGUGUUUAAAUCCAGCUUCUGAUAACCUGAAUCAUCUUUUAGAAUUUUGUUAAAUAUAGUUUUGAGUGAGUCAAACCUUGUACCUUAAUUUAGACAUGAAUAUAUUUAUUAACACAAAUAAGGUGAUUACAUAUGUUAGGAUAUGUUAUAUAUGUUGAAGAAUGUUGACAGGCUAUUUGUUCUCUAGUCAAUGUGUUACAUAGGAUUCAAAAUUCAAUAAGAAACCUUUAAUGAAGAACAUUCAUUUGUAAAAUGCAUAUUAGUUGAGAAUGAAUAAUUAUAAAAAACAUACAAUACAAACUUUGAAACCAUAAGCCCUAAGCUUUCUCUACUUCAUUUCUAUUUCAUAGCAACAUUGAACUUUGUAUUUCUUCAUUGAAGAGAGCAAAAGAAUGUACAGAGAUCAGACUGAGAUGAAAAUUUGCUUUGACUUUUUUCAUUAUAAAAUUAGCAUUUUGUUAUGUAAUAGAGAAGUCUUGUGAAAUUUUUAUACUGUGAAUGAAGAAGUGAACCAAAUAGAGCUUACUUAAGGACUUGUGAUUUAGAAAUGAUCAUAGUUAUGAGUAGUAAUCCACAUUUCGUUUGCAGGGAAAGCAUGGAAAAGAAAGAAAAAUUAUUUGUAGAAGGUAGGGAUUUGUAUUUAGUAAAUAAAUCAUAUCAAGUAAAUCUUAACAUUUGGAAGGAGACCAUUGUCAUGUUUACAACCAUGGUAAUACGCUGGAAAUUGCAUGAUCUUUCUAUAUGAACACUUAAUUAGGACUCAAGUUGCAUGAUACUGAUGCACCAACUAUUUUGUUGUUUGCUAGAGUCUUGAAUACCAAAUUAAUAUUCUUUCACAAUUUGGUAUAAUAGUUGGUAAGUAUUGUCAAGGAAUUCAUAGUUUGCAAGUACUUUAAUUAAAUUUUUAAUCCUAGUUAACAACCCAGUGUAUGAGAAACCUCAAGAUGACAUUAAAAUGGAAAGACCAAGAGAGAAAGCCACAAAUUUCAAUGAACAAGACAGUCAACUGACAUACCUGGAACCUGUUGAUAACAAAGGUGAGUUGGUCAGCAAUAAUGUGGAAUGGUGGUGUAGGGGGAUGGGUCAAUAUUGUAAGAAAUAAUAAUAUAUAAGGAUGAGUAGCACAGUCACGCCGCCAUUUUGGACUCAAGUGCCUUUGCUAACGAAUAUCUUCGGGAAGGUUUAACCUCUAAAUCUCACACUUUCCACAAUAUAAGCUUAGUUAUCCUACUUCAUUUUGGUGUAAAGAAAACAAGGUUUGCGACAAAGUGAAAAUUGUAAAAAAUAAAUAUUUCCUGAAAAUGCGUGAAUUUCUGGGUGUAACGCGUAACAUGAAAUGUAUCAGACGGAAGAAAAAAAAUGAAAUAUCUCAAUAUAGAACGCACAUGGGGCCACUAUUUUUUGGCCGUUAGUAGUUUAUGACAAAAGCAACAGGCAGUAUGAUUUGCAACAAGAAUGGUUUAUUCUAACGCAAGUUAUAAACGUCUGUUUUUAUCCAUGUAAACCAUGUAACGCUCGCAACUAUUAAAACAACCAUAGUGUGCAAAACUAGCAAUAAUGAUAAUUUCGACUGUGUAAGCAACAAACUAAUAACAAAAAUGUAAUGGGCAUACAUCAUAAUAUUUACAAACCAACGCUGAAGUUGAAUCGUCGAGUAGAAUGUUUUCCAGAUCAAAAUAAAACGCGCGGAAACACAUUUCGUAACGGCCAUAUUGAGCUUAAUUCCAUCACAUAUCCACCAGUAGAUCCGUUGUCAGACGCGAUUCUUGUUAAGUUGAGUAAACAAGCUCACCUCUCCUGGAAUGGGCUUGUAUUAAGCUAAAUUUACAGAACGUUUCAACCCAUUUCGUUAGAUCUAACGAUAGAAAUUUACGUUUGGUCGACGCGGAAACACUUUCCGCCAUUGCUGCCGUGUUCAUGAACCGUAACGAAGGAAAGUGACGAAGGAAUAUGGCGAAAAACACCACCAAAACUUCCACGAAAUCCGCUCCUUCGCAGCUUCUCUUUGAAAGCAUAUGGUUCGUUUACACAGAUAAUAAUAGGGGAGUCCAUACAGAGUUUGCAGGGGCAGAUUAUUGCAUAACAAUGAAAUGUAUUGUAAUGAAUGGAAGCCGGUGGAGCUAACCAGAGAGGGUGAUGUGGCAACCACUCGACAGGCAACUGAAGCACCAAUUUUAGACCAUGAUACUGCUUCCUACAUAGCUGACCUGGCCAGCAAGGGAAGUACAGUUGCGAUAGCCGCUGAAGAUGAUCCUGUCUACGACUUCUAUCUCCUUCAGGUCACUUCUGAUGGAGUUGAAGAACUUGACAGUAAUGUCACAGAUGACUAUCAGUGUCAUUAUUACAGAGGAGACAGAGUUCUUAAGGGGCACUUUUACAUAAGGGAGAACAUUCAUGACAUGACCUUCACAAUUGACGAAAAACGGAAAGCGUUUGUACCUGCUGCUACUGUCCGUCACAUUUGCGGUGACCUACCAGUCAGAAAGAGAGGACGAAAGUCUAUUUACAAACUCCCUUUAUAAGAAGAUGAGGAAAUCAUUGCUUCAAUGUGAACUAAUAAUUACAAAACCUCUUUUUUUCCAUUUUUACAUUGAUUUUCUUAAGAUUUUAUGAAAAACCAAAAAUAUGCCACGCCCACAAGGGAUUGUGGGUAAUACCAAAAUUAGUGUUAUUAAUGCAAAAUAAUAAAAAUAUUUACAGAUAUUGAUUACAAUGUACAUUUUGAUCAAAAUUAAAGUCAAAAAGUGAUAAAAAGUGAAAAAAUAAAAAAAUAGUUAUAUUUGAACUAUGUUACAGCAAAUGGCUAUGUGACUGUGCUACUCAUCAAGGGAUUAAUAAUAGUCACAUUAAUUCGUUCCAUCCUGAAUUUAAUCCUUUGUUCUAAUUGGCUAUCCAAGUGGGGGAGAUGAGCACUAGCUUGUUUUAGAGUGCCUUCUUGAAUCCAUGUUAAAAAAAAUUUUGCUGAAUGGACUAACAAAGUGUGUAAGUUUUGGACAGUGUUGUUUAUGGUACUGCCAAAAACAAACAAAAGAACUUGGUCAAUAUCCUGCCAUCUCGACCUCAUGCAUGCAGGUCAAUAACGCAGAUAUUCCACAAACAGUGGCCUUUAAAAUUAAUAUGAGGUUAAAAAUAGCCUAGUUAUACAAAAUUUAGCUGAAGAAUUCUCUGAUCUCCAAUGACUGGUUAACACCCUGGAAUAUAUUCAGAACAAUUUAUUCUCUUAACUUUUAUUUUUGAUAUUUUAUUCCAUUUCCACAUUAGGAUAUGAAAAUUAUGGAGCUGUGUACAGUACUGUAGAUGAAAAUUAUGACAAUUCAUCUGUUUACCAAAGUCUGGACAAGAAUACACCUACAGCACCACAAGUCUACCAGAGUUUACAGAACAACCAGCCUUCCACCAAGAAAUCGAUACCUAAACAGGAACAAAGCAAUGCAGAAAAACCUGGAAAACCCAGUGUACCCCCAGACCCUGUUUAUAAUGUCCUUGAGGAGGCUCACACCAGACAAGGAAAUACAUCAGAGGCAAUAUAUAAUGUACUGGAAGGGCCAGAUCCUGGACAUGAUACUCCAGGGAACAUUCAGGACCCUGUUUACAAUGUGCUGGAUGGGCCUGGUGCAGGACAGACAUAUGAAGCCCCAGAUGUUGGUGUUCAACAGGAUCCACUUUAUAAUGUGCUUGAGGUGCCUGAAUCCACACAAGAACAUCAGGAACCACUAUAUAAUGUGCUUGAAAGUGCAGAUACCGAAAAUGCCCCUUCCAGACAGGAUGGCUCCUGUGAUGGUGCAGCCAGUGAGCCCCUGUAUAAUGUUCUCGAUGGGGCAGAUUCAAGUGGAGCAAAUUCAAGUGGUGCAGAAUAUGCUGCUCCCAACAGACACCUAUCUGCUGAUGGUCAUGACGACCCAGCCUAUGAGCAGACCCUUGAAUUUGGUGCACCACAUGCAUUGGUGGACAGCCCUGGGUCUCAGAGAGAAUCUUUGUAUGAGCCCCUGAAAGGGUCUGAUAGGCAAGAUAUGUAUGCGCCCCAUCACAAAAAGGGGAAAUGAAUGAUACCAAGGACGUGGACCUUGAGUUAAAAACAAAGUUAACAGAAGUUGGUUGCUAUCUAGGGGCCUAGGAGCUCUCCAUUGAAAUUAAAGUCAAUAUUGACUCUCAAUUGUCAUUAUGUUAGCCAUUAAAUCAACAGAGGCAAUGGGAGGGUAGGAAUUAAAAUGGGCAUCUCUUUCUGACAGGGUGCAAUUGCAUGAUAUGUAGCAUCACGGGGCAAGUUACAAGUAAAAAAUAUAUUAUAAAGUAUUUAAAAAUUUGUAUUUUUGUAACAAAGAUGCAGAAAUUUGCUGCCAAGCAGAAUUCAAGAACACUAUUUUUGGACUGAAACUUUUUGAAUGACUAAAAUUAAUUAGAAUUACCUGAAAACUGCAUUUAUCUUAACCAAUCAGAACUGAGUAAUUUUUUCAUGUAUAUUACUAUGUUCAUAAUUGAUCAACAGUGAUGGUGUCACAGGAAUGGGAGAUGGCAUCCCCCUCUCCACCACUAAGGCAUACCAAUGUAUUCUGAUCAUUUCCAGAGCUAAUGGUUUGCUUUGAAAGGUUGCAUGGUUUCCCCAUUAGGUGACAUUAUGCAGGCUUAUUUGCAAAGAACUAAAAUAAAAACAACUCUUUCGUUUUCUUUGCAAUUUUUUAUUUGCAGUACCACGUGCCUGUACAUAACCAUAUCCAGAUGCAUUUUAAAAUUGGUUCCUCUUUUCUUUACUUAGACUUUUUAUUUUAUUUAUUACACACUUACAAUGCCACCAUAGCUUGUAAACAACUAAGGAAGGCGAUGAGUUAAACUUCUUAAUACCGACAAGAUCAACUUACUUUUAAAGCAAGCAAAGUAAAGAUAAUCUUCAAGAGAAUUUUCAAUUUUAAUUAAGUUUGGAAUACGAACAUGCAUAAAUCCAACCAAAAACAUCUUACCACUCAGUAUAUUAUGCAAUUCAAAAUAUAAUUUAAUUAUCUAUUACUGUGAUAUUUUAUAUGUGGUACUUUUAUUUAUUUUUGUAUUCCACGAAUAUUAUACCCUCGAGAUGACAC